AUCACGUGCGCCUACAGCUUCCCGCGCUGUAGACCUUGAGGCUUGACCCUGUGCAGCAAGCUCCUUCGACCACGGAAUGCCACAGAAGGAACGUCGUACGUCGUUGACCGUCAAUUUCCCAUCACAUGAGGAGGAUCCCACCUCCCAGAUUCCAUGGCCUUCAGGAAGGAGGUCGGAUUCCCAGCCGGGAUCACCUGAGGUUGAGGAGUUUCGUGCACCACUUCACAUCCCAGGAACUCCUACACCUUCAGAGCUUUCAGAGGACGAAGAUGGCCCAUCGGCAGCGUUGGCGAAACGUCGCGGGUCCGUAAACGAGCGAGCUUUGAAAAAGCAUAUGACCACGAUGGAUUUGUUCGCGCUCAGUAUAUCGAUGGCUGGUGCGCAAAUAAUAUGGACAAUGGAAUUGGGUUGGGGAACUCCUUUCCUCCUCGACAUGGGCCUUUCGGAAAGUGCCACAAGCUUAGUGUGGCUUGCUGGCCCUAUCAGUGGGCUCAUUGCCCAGCCGCUCAUUGGUGCUAUCUCGGACGCCUCUACCUCGAAAUAUAGACGUCGUGCAUGGAUUGUUGGGGCAACUGUGACUAUUACCGUUGUAUCAUUGAUCCUGGCUUUCACGAACGAAAUAUCCGGAUUCAUCGUGGACCUUUUUGGCGGUGGAGCUGGAGAUUGGGAUCCGGUCCGAAAGGGAAAGGUCAAUAGCACGGCAAUUGCCAUCUCCAUUGCGAGUUUCUACUUCUUAGAUUUUGCUUUAAAUGCACUUCAGGCAUCGCUCCGGAACCUUCUUCUCGAUAUCACGCCUAGCGACCAACUGGCGGAAGCUAAUGCAUGGCAUGGAAGAAUGACUCAUGCGGGAAAUGUAAUUGGGUUCGGCAUUGGAUUUCUUAAUCUCGCCGAAUGGAAGAUUCUACACUUUUUGGGGGGUUCUCAGUUCCGAAAAGUUUGUAUUCUCAGCCUUGUGGUUCUCAUCAUCACUGUGUGGUGGACUUGCUGGACUCAAAUCGAGGUCUCUGGAGCGAAAGGCUUUAAGAAUCGUGAGGAGGGAUUGCACCAAAUUUUCAAGAAUAUAUAUUCUUCUGUUGUCAAUCUGCCUAAGCCUGUUAGGAGGGUAUGCUUCGUCCAAGUUUGUGCAUUCAUGGGAUGGUUCCCUUUCUUAUUUUACGGGACAACCUGGAUUGGUGAAGUUAUGGCUCGGGAACGGGGCCUAGACCCUCCAGUCGAAGAAGCUACACGGGCGGGCGACUUUGCGAUGCUGUGGUACAGUAUUGUGGCCAUAUUCGCUGGAACGUUGCUCCCGUGGCUCAACCAGCGUGAUCGCCGACUCUUGGCAUCUGAAGAAGACGAGAACGUCGACCAGGAAUUGGCCCGCAUCCGUGCUAUGGUCAGAGAGUGGAAGGCAGAAGCAGCUAGAGCUGGAAAGCCGCUACAGUUGCCCACCAUGCCGUUUAUGCUGCGGAACAUUUGGACGGCUGCUCUCGUUCUUUUCGUGGCCGUAAUGGCGUCGACAUUCUUUAUUCAAACCGUUUUCCAUGCUUCCGUUGCUAUAUCUAUCCUCGGCAUAUGCUGGGCGGUGGCAUGCUGGAUCCCUUUCGCGAUCAUCAUGUCGUUCCUCAAAGAAAUGGAAGACGAAGCAGAAGAACAACGAAAGCAAGCUGCUACUGUCGCGCCUUAUCGCAGCCGGCCGCACCACCGCGUUGCCUCUGUCCCCUCUAAUCUUUAUAAGCAACGUAAUCAGCCUAAUGAACGAACGCAACUGGUUCGACGGCAUUCACUCAUGGGUGAGACGGGUGCUUUUAGUCAUGAUUUGCGCUACGUUGGCUCCGCACCCGUUGCGGGUGGAACCAUCUUGGGCAUUCACAAUCUGGCUAUCGUGUUUCCGCAGUUUUUAAUUGCAAUCAUCUCAUCUGCCAUCUUCCGUAUCACCGACAGAGGAUUGGAGCAUGAUCCACCAUACGUUUACUAUGGUAAAGACGGCGUUUCUUGGGUGCUUCGAGUUGGUGGUUGCUUCGCUUUGUUCGGGGCUCUGCUAUCACGUAUGGUGCCUCCUACUAAGACCGAGAAGGAAAUGAGACGCCGAUUAGCGGAUAUGAUGGCUAGUGAAGAGGAGAACCCAUAA
Molecule: messenger RNA, 2110 nt
Organism: Cantharellus anzutake
Lineage: Eukaryota; Fungi; Basidiomycota; Agaricomycetes; Cantharellales; Hydnaceae
Product: major facilitator superfamily domain-containing protein
Exons: 18
Coding region: 77-2110 (677 amino acids)
Cellular component (GO): membrane
Molecular function (GO): sucrose:proton symporter activity
Source: RefSeq, a predicted model, not a curated record